AUUACAAAGUACUGUAUGUGAAAAUUACCAAAACAUUCUUCACGUUUAGUCUACUUAAGCGCUCUAACUCUCGCGCGCUCUCUCUCUCUCCCCCUCUCUCUCUCUCUCUCAUUCCAAUACACCCUUAUCCUUAUCUUCCGGUGUCCCUCUUUAUCACAGCGAAGGGCUUUGAAUGGGGGAUAAUCUUAAGGAGAGGGAGAUCGCAAACAGAAGCUUUUCGUGUAACACAUCAUUCACAAGCCCACUUGUAACAAAGCCCACUCGAUAGUCUCUACGGUAGUAUAUGAACGUCAACUAAGUUAUAUAGCUAGACAAGCAGCUAGGGGGUGGAGGUGAGCAAGAUUUUUUCUUACUCCCGUUUUUUGCGAGUUAAAUACGUCACCAAACCGGAACCGGCACAAGGAUAGACACGGUAACACAACAACACAACAACAACAGCACACAUACGCUAGUGCAAGAUACUUAACUCAAAUCCCGGCACCUAGUGCACCGAUAAGCAUUUUUUGAUAACUGUCUACAGAGGAAGAAGAACAUAGAAAGGAGAUACACGAUCGAGCGCUCCGCACAUUAACAAAAGAAACAAAAAACAACAAAAAGCAGAACGGAAGUUGCAUCUGUGUGUGUUUAUGUAGCAUAUGCUCGUUGCGGCAACAAUCUUAACGAUAAGCGUCAUUUGCGUCAGUGUCAAGUAGUAGUACUCGUUUGUAAGUGUCUUGCUGGAGCUAAUCAAUCGCCAAAAAAUAAGGAAAACCGAUACCGUCUCACGCUCCAUAACGUUGGUGGGUGGCUUUAUUGCAUAUUACCGUGCUCUGUUCUGUAUUGCCAGUAGUCGUGUCGCGAGUGCAAGCGAAUCGAACGUGUUGCUGUUAGGCGUAUAGGUGGCCGUACUUACUGUGCUAGUAUCUAACCAAAAAAAAAAAAAGAAAACCGCCCAACAAUCAUCCCAUCUUGAUCGUCACACUAUCCCACACCUGCUCCCCGAUCGCGUUCCUUGACAAGCUGUCAAAAACAAAACAGCUCGAAACGAGACACGUGUCCCACCAUCCGAUAGUAGGCUAGCAGAAACCAAUCUACAGCAGAUCGUACGCUUCGUCGAUCCGCUGCUCCUGUUUGGCGGGUAGUUUAGCAGCAAAUCAACACCAACCGGCUAGCAGUUGCCCAAAUUGCCACGAAGCUCUCGCCAUCAUCGUCACGCGUCGUUAUUAUUGCUGUUAUCAUUGUUGUUGUUAUCGCUGUUUGUUGUUAUUGUUGUGGAUGCGACACUGCGCCAUCGUUGUCGGCGUCGUUGUCGGUGGCGGUGUUAGCAGCAGUAGCCGUAGCAGUAGCACUACCCCCUACUAAAGCUCCCCCCCCCAGCGGUGCAGUACCGUGCUGGUAAGAACGCAAGCGCAAGAUGUAUGCAGCAGCAGGUGGCGCCUCGCUGGCGUCACGCCAGGCCCGCAAAAAGCAGGCCCAGCAGAACACGAAAAACAAGGCCACCAAUCAGCAGAUACUGCGGGAGAAGCUUGCGGCGAAGGCGGCCACGACACCGACGAAGAGUAAACACUUCCACCAGCUGCCGGCGUCCUAUCUGCGGGCACCGCACCAGCACCACCGGAAGCUCAGUGCGGGCUACACCAGCAUACCCGGCUCGGACCAGCAACAUCCGCACCACAAGUUCGGUGACCAGCCGUGCACGUCCUACACCGGCGUACCGGGUGGCCAUGGUCAUGGGCCGCAUCUCGGUGGCCCCGCUGUUCACGCGCACCACCAUCAUCACCAUCAUCAUGGGGCACCUGGUGGGGUGGCACACCCGUGCCAUCUACACGGUGCCGGACCGUCCGGACACCCACCCGCAUCGGGGGCGUCCUUUCCACCGAUGCCCAAACCCACUGGCUUCCGCGAGUACGACAAGCUGGUGCGGCGCCAGCAGCUUACAAAGUCCGCGACCGCGACACUACCGCUGGUUUCCCAGGCCCAGCAGGAUCUUACACCACCGCAAACGCCUACGUUUGGGGACUCGGUGGGCACGGAACCUCACGCCGGUCACCAACACCACCACCACCACCACCACCAUCACCAUCAGCAGCUGCUGCUUCUGCAGCAACAGCAGCAUCCCGCGCACGCUCACUCGCAACAGCAUCUCGACAAGAUCGGUCUUACGGGUCAGGAAGAGGGUGAGGCCGCACUCACGCAACCACUAACGCUGCAGAUACCGAACGAUCCGAUCAUCAUUACCCCGGCCACACCGCAGGCAACACCGCCCGGGCGGCUGGGGCUGAAACCGCUCGUGCUGACGGACGACGAGGAAGCGCACCCGCUGACCAGUCCAACGCCCGGUGCACUCGAGCGGAAGUGCAGCGUAUACCGGGGCCGGAAGCUAGACCCGUUCGAGGAGCAGUUCUACAAUGCGACGACAAUAACCAACGCACAGCAUCCGCACCAUCAGUACCAUCCGGACGAUGUGUUCUUCCCGCCGGGGACCGGCAGUGUGCCGAAUGGGGGUGGUGGUCACUCCACGACCACCACCACACCGGGGCACCAGCAGCUGGCCAAGUGGGACUCCGAGUACUACUGCUGUGAGUGUGACCACCGACAGUACGGUGUGUGUACCUGUGAUCAGUUCGAGUGUGCCCAAGGUCGUGCAGCAUGGUUAGAAAGAGGAAGACGUUGCAGCGUACAGGAAACACCCGCCUCUUGCCAUCGACGAUGGGUCAAACGGAAUCGGAUACAAGACUCAUCGUUAGGUGGCUCCUCGGACGAUGAAGACCUGCUCGGCGUACUCAGAGGACCCAGUUCAUUCGCCAAUGCCUUCCUAUACGUAGGUUUAGGUACCAUAGCAAUCGGUUUAGUGAUAGCGUUCGUCGGUACCGGCGAGAAAGGAUUCAAAACGGUUGAACUAAGACUAAUCGGGCCAUCGUUAAUUGGACUCGGCUUAUUUUGUUGUAUAUUACGUAUCCUGUUUUGUAUAUGCCCAUCCCAUUGUAUAUCAUCUAGUCGUAGAGCGCGAGAUAAGAAAAACGCCAAGAUAGACGCAGAUCAUAGAACUUCCCUGUUACGAGGCGACAGUAAACGAGUAUCGAUAGCACGCGGACCUCACAUACCGACUAAACAGCCUCAAAUUUAUCCCAAAUCCAUCGUUAAAACCAAAACCUACGAAGGUGUGGAGGCACUGCGGCAGAUCGCAACUACGUCACUCUUUCUGCAGAAUGAGCAAAAGGUGUCAUCGAACCGGAUCGUUCCUAUUAUUAAAGAACCGGAAAAACUGGAAGAACCACCUUUAGAGCUGAGGAAGAUUGAACCACGACGGAAUGAGGCUGCGAUCGUAAGCAUAUCGGACGGUGAGGAGGAUUCGCAUCGAAGGCAAGCGGCCGCCCAAGCGUCCGACACGCAGGUGAUAGAUCUUACCGGUGAAGACCAAGAAGAGGAACAAUCCUAUUCGCCCAGUAGCGGCAAUAGCCACCAGCGCAAGGACAGCAAGCUGCGUCGCCAGCGAACCUCCGUGCACCAGCAGAAACCGGCCAGAGAGUUGCAGAAUUCGGCAUACGGUGCCAGUAACACAGCGCCCAGCGAACCGCCGAAUCUGCUGAUGGAAACAUCGCUCAUGAUCAUCGGUCCUACGCCACUCAGCUCGCCGACCAAAUCGACGACCACAACCCCACCGACCAUCCCCGGUGGCGCGUCCUCGCUCACCAUUCCAACGAUGUCCGCGAACGGGUCGGCGGUGCACAGUACGGCUGGCAAAAUGGUCGCCGCUGGCACGAGCACAACGGUGGGCAAUCUGCUAACACUGCCGGCCGCGGCCAGCUCGACGUCCGCCACUGGUGGGCUAACGGUCAGCUUUGCCGGCAGCACACCGCUACCGGGGCAACUGUCGCCACUGCCCUCCACGUCGUACCUAUCGUCGUCGGUGGUCGGUGGGUACCGAUCGUCGGCUACCUCCUCACCGCUGCCCGGUUUCAUACCGUCAGUUUCGUCCCACUAUCACAGCAACAGCAGCAGCAGCAGUAGCAACUACAUCUUUUCGCCACCGCCUUUCACGCAACACGAGCCGAUCACGCUAGGAACCAAUACGAUCACUACGGCGGCCCCUGCGCAAAUGCACACGCCGUCAGUGAACGCCACCAAAACCGAACCGGAACUAGUGUUAAGUCCAGCGAAGUUAGGACAGUAGAUUAUGAUGAACAUACAAUCCCUUCUCUCUCCCAAUCUACUAGCGUACGUAGAGACUUCUCCUAUCCUGCCUCUGAUAGACUUAUACAAAACCCCCUAGUAAAGGAAUAACCUGCGCGGUACAGCCAACAGACUGGGGGAGGCGGGCUGGUAUAAAACGGUACCAAAACCAGGCUGCUCACAUCCGGCACCGAGAGAUGUCCAGAGAUUCAAAAGCAGGAUCGGGAAGUAAUGGAAAGUAGAAGCACAAUACAGAGAUCUGGUGGCACUGGGAACACCGACAGUAACAGGGGGUUGACACAUAAACGAACUGGGCUUGAAUAGCAAACACCCGGAAAUCGCAAAGCAAUGGCUACUUUUCCUUGCAUUGAGAGCAACGCACUCGGUGAUGUCUAUUGGUUUACCGCUUUGACAGCUUUUGAAGUAUUCUUCAUCACGUCAUGGCUUGUUGCUAUGGAAAUCAUAAUAAUUAAAAUAUUUAAACAAAACAGAAAAAAAAGAAAACAUGUCUAGUGUCUAGCUCUACAUAUCGCCAUCGGAUUGUGUAAAGAAAAACAAACAAACAAUGUAUUGACAAAGUAUAUAUAUUUUUAACGUGUAAAUUGAGCAACUUCUCAUGGCAGCCUUCUUUCACACCACACAUGCAAACACUCGUAAGACAGAGAGAGAGAGAGAGAGAGAGAGAGAGAGAGAGAGAGAGAGAGAGAGAGAGAGAGAGAGAGAGAGAGAGACAGAGAGAAAGAAGCAAACAAAAGAAGAGGAUAAAGAUUCUAGAGCACUGGCAGAAGGUGUCUACUACUUGUGAUGCCCCUACACGUGUGGUACCACGUGGUGUAUGUGUGUGUGUGUGUGUGACGCUAAUUAUCUGAUUGUGUAGACAAGAGCCACCGCCAAACACCAAUAUUCAUGGAUA
Messenger RNA from Anopheles moucheti, 5065 nucleotides. RefSeq lists its product as uncharacterized. The record is from RefSeq and is a predicted model, not a curated record. Lineage: Eukaryota; Metazoa; Arthropoda; Insecta; Diptera; Culicidae. Bases 1394 to 4153 code for a protein of 919 amino acids. The transcript has 6 exons.